AUGGCGAAAACUGGCACUCUUAUCCUGGCCAUUUUAGUUGGCAUCUGUUGUUUUUCUCCCAAUGUCAAUGCGUUCACGGCUUCCGGGUGGACAAGUGCUAGUGCUACUUUUUAUGGAGGUAGCGACGGUUCUGGGACAAUGGGGGGUGCUUGUGGGUAUGGCAACUUGUACUCGACUGGGUAUGGGACUAGGACUGCAGCUUUGAGCACUGCAUUGUUCAAUGGUGGAGCGUCUUGUGGACAAUGCUACAGGAUCGUAUGCGAUUACAAAGCAGACCCGCAAUGGUGCAUAAAAGGAACAUCUGUGACGAUUACUGCAACAAACUUUUGCCCACCAAAUUAUGAUCUUCCAAGCGAUAAUGGAGGCUGGUGCAACCCACCCCGCCAGCAUUUUGACAUGGCUCAACCCGCCUGGGAAAAGAUCGGCAUUUACAAAGGCGGUAUCGUCCCCGUGCUAUACCAAAGGGUCCCUUGCAAGAAACAUGGUGGAGUGAGAUUCACUAUUAAUGGGAGAGAUUACUUUGAACUUGUCCUGAUCAGCAAUGUGGCAGGAGCAGGAUCUAUUCAAUCGGUUCAAAUAAAAGGGUCGGGAACUAACUGGAUGCCAAUGUCUCUGAACUGGGGCGCCAAUUGGCAGUCCAAUGCAUAUCUCAAUGGGCAAUCUCUAUCCUUCAUGGUGACUCUUACUGAUGGAGAGAUGAAAGUUUUUCAAGAUAUAGCCCCAUCUAAUUGGGCAUUUGGCCAGACAUUCUCAAGCCCAGUACAAUUCUAA
This is a messenger RNA of Ilex paraguariensis (yerba mate), 771 nucleotides long. The record is from the annotation of a GenBank genome assembly. Lineage: Eukaryota; Viridiplantae; Streptophyta; Magnoliopsida; Aquifoliales; Aquifoliaceae.